AUGGCUGAAGUUGGAUUGAUAGGGCUGGGCGUGAUGGGAUACAGCCUGGCACUGAACAUUGCAUCUAAAUGCCACAAGCUGCAUGUCUUCAACAGGACAUCAUCGAAGACAAAAAGGCUUGUUGGUGAAGACCUACGAAUUAUUGCACACUAUUCGGUCCAGGACCUUGUGCAGGGGAUCAGCGAGUCGCCAAGAAUCAUUAUUCUGAUGGUGACGUCUGGCGAUGCAACAGAUGAGUUUCUUGAUGAGCUUGAUAAGUACCUUGGGCCAGGCGAUGUUGUGAUUGAUGGAGGAAAUUCGGCAUUCAAGGACACAAUUAGAAGAGGCACACAUAGGUUUGGGUUUGUUGGGUGUGGGAUUUCUGGAGGAGAGACGGGAGCCAGGAAUGGGCCUUCGAUUAUGGCUGGAUGCAAAAGACAGGUAUGGGAUGUGGUUGGAGGCUUUCUUUGCACGAUAUCUGCGGUUGGAGCAGCCACAGGCAAGCCUUGCUGCAAGUGGCUGGGGAAUGACGGUGCCGGCCACUAUGUAAAAAUGGUGCACAAUGGAAUUGAGUAUGCAGACAUGGGGAUUCUGUCUGAGAUGUUAUUGGUGCUGAAGUCUCUUGGGUAUUCGAAUGAGGAGAUGUCUAGAUUGUUUGGAGAGUGGAACGAUGGAGAGCUUGAGAGCUAUCUUGUUAAGAUAUGCUCGUUGAUUGUGAAGGCAAGGAAUGGUAAAGGAUGGAUUAUUGACCAGAUUGUGGAUGAGUCAGGGCAGAAAGGAACAGGAAUAGAGGCUGUUGUAUCUGCGAUGGAAACGGGAACACCAGCGGUUAGUAUAAUGGAAGCUGUAGGGUCUAGGAUGGUAUCACAUGCAAGAGACGCAAGGCAGGAGUUCGGCACGAUGAUGAUGAAUGGCAGUGACGAUGUACAGAUGAGGGGAGAUGGCUGUAUAAAUACGAAUGCAUGCAAAGAUGCGUUGGAUAAAGAAGCGAUGAGGAGAUGUGUGUAUUUGGCAAGAAUGGUGUCGCAUGUGCAAGGAUUUGGGAUGCUGAUGAAGGCAAGAGCAAAGUAUGGAUGGGAGUACACGGUUGCAGACAUAUGUGAUGUGUGGAGUAGUGGAUGCAUACUGAGAGGAAGGAUUCUUGAUACAAUCAAAGAAAUGGGAGAAGGAACAAAUGGGAUGAUGGAGCUGAAUGGUAAGUAUGUGUCAGUGUGUAGUGAAUAUUUGAAUGAUCUGCGGAAGGUGGUGAUGUAUGGGAUUGAGAAUGAAGUGCCGAUGCCUGUGACAUCAUCAUGCCUGGAGUAUGUUUAUGGGAUGAAGAAAGUAGAGGGGGCAGGAAGUAUGAUCCAAGCAAUGAGGGAUUAUUUCGGAGCGCAUCAGGUGCUGCUGAAAGGAGAAAGUGAGUAUGUGCAUAUUGAUUGGGAUGGUGAGGAUGCAAGAUAG
Ordospora pajunii is the source of this 1422-nucleotide messenger RNA. RefSeq names its product 6-phosphogluconate dehydrogenase. Bases 1 to 1422 code for a protein of 473 amino acids. Gene Ontology annotation, biological process: pentose-phosphate shunt, oxidative branch; pentose-phosphate shunt. Gene Ontology annotation, molecular function: phosphogluconate dehydrogenase (decarboxylating) activity; NADP binding. NCBI's taxonomy places the organism in Eukaryota, Fungi, Microsporidia, Ordosporidae. The record is from RefSeq and is a predicted model, not a curated record. Gene Ontology annotation, cellular component: cytosol. The transcript has a single exon.